Nymphaea colorata (pocket water lily) is the source of this 1674-nucleotide messenger RNA. RefSeq names its product protein SOSEKI 4-like. The record is from RefSeq and is a predicted model, not a curated record. The coding region runs from base 139 to 1509 and encodes 456 amino acids. The transcript is spliced from 5 exons. NCBI's taxonomy places the organism in Eukaryota, Viridiplantae, Streptophyta, Magnoliopsida, Nymphaeales, Nymphaeaceae.
UCUCUCUUGCUUGCUCGCUUCUCUCCCUCUCGAAGAGAUUUAACUCCAUUAAAGGGAUGAUCAGAUCGAUAUCGAUGCCUCAACCUUCUUUUCCUCUCUGGUAUCAAGCGUUUCUUGUGUUAACCAGAGGUCAGGACAAUGUCGGUGGGUUCUCAAGAGAAAAGUAUGGACGUAAGCAUGAAAAAGAGUCAGCAGAACGGUGGGAGGCCGUCGCCGGCAUUGCCCGAGCUGUCCCCAGAGGCACGGGGGAGGCACCGACCGCCGAAGAGAGUUUCGGUAGUCUAUUAUCUCUGCAGAAACGGGCAUCUGGAACACCCGCAUUUCAUCGAGGUCCCACUUUCCUCCUCCCGCAGUCUUCUCCUCAAAGACUUUGUAAAGCGUUUGAAUGCGCUAAGGGGCAAAGGGAUGCCUGCGUUGUACUCUUGGUCUUGCAAAAGAAGCUAUAGGAACGGGUUUGUGUGGCAUGAUCUGUGUGAAAACGAUAUGAUCUACCCCACAAAUGGGAACGAGUAUAUUCUGAAAGGCUCUGAACUAUUGGAAGGGUCUCUGUCCUCUACUCCUGACUGCCAACGUCAACUUCGGGCACAUCUGCCACCGGUGGUUGUAACAAAGCAAGACGUAGAGGAGGAUUCCUCCACGUCCGCAUCUUCCCCUUCCACUGACAACGGAAAGCUUCCCCAGGCGCCGGAUUCGUCUCCGCCGGUCGAUGCUUCGACACAGACCAACGCCGCGUCCCAGAAUAUUUGCAACAGGGGAGUCUCCACGGAGGAACCGGACACGGAGGACGCUGAGGGAGACGAAAGCCUCAGGCGAGAUCAACCCUCGUCCGAGGAGAACCACGAGACUCCCGAGUCAUUAAACGUUUCGAAGCGGACUCAUCAGAGCAUUAGAGUCAUGGAGGCUGAGCCAGAAGCAGAAUGGGCGGAGGGCUCUAAGACGACGGUUGCCGACAUGCUUAUGCAGCUGAUCUCCUGCGGCGCCAUCUCGAUCAGGAACAACGGUCACCGGUUCGUUCCGGCAUACCAGCAGCGAGGCUCUCCAGGGGAGAGCCGGAGGAUUGAUGAUUCCGGCAGAUUCUUGCACAAAUCCGGUUCUUCAAGUCAAUCGAACUUGUUGAGCGAGAAACCCAGACUGCAAGUUAUCGGGCGAGAGCACCAGCAGGCGGCUCCCAGACUGAUGCCUCCCCUAGAGCGAUCCUCCAACAACAGCGAGAGGAGCAGCAACUCGGUGGUGGAGGAAGAGUGGCCGGAGCCGGAGGAGAAGGAGGCACGGCUAAAAUGCAUUCCCCUAACGAUCAGGACUACACAAAGCAAGCCGGCCAAAUGCUCUCCACAUGGAGAUCAUGACCGCACGCAGUUGUCUGACUCUGCAAGUGACGCCGGUGGAUGCCGUCGGCCGCUAGGGAUCUGCAAGCAUAUUGUGGCCGCAUUGCCGGACGGGAAACCAUCAGAAAGGCUCGACGAAUUCAUGGAAGAAGAGAAGAAGGUUGUGGGUACCGAAGAAAAUUGAGUUCCUAACUACACUGGAAUUAGUAAACCCCUUUUGAAUUAAGUAGUGUCGCUACUUAAAGGUGCUAGUGCACGGGUUGUUUUGGUUUACAAGAUCCCCACGUGGACUUGUGUAAGCAAAUUUGUGCAAGCAUUUACAAAAUCGAAGGCUCUUUUGUGAAUCUUA